UCGACGCCACGCCUCUGCGCGUUUUUCUCCGAGCGUUGAUUUCAUACCAAAGUCAUACUUUGCAUUCCUUCUUUUUCCCUGUCAGACACUGUUGUUUUUGUCCUUGAGUCACGGAACACGAUUUGUGCCAAAGCUGCAGUUUAAUAAGGAGAGGAGCCCGUGUUUGUAGCAACAAAGCAGGGGCGCCGUUGAGAGGUGAGUUGUAGCUGGAACCGUCAUCAUUGCGUCGGAGUGGAGUUGCCGUAGCAGCCCUGACGGGGCUCAGGAGGAGAGUGGCAAUGGAGAUGCACUGGCAGAUGGGGCAGACCGUGGUUUGGACGGCGACCCUGAAGGCGUGUGGAGUCCAGACAUCGAACAAAGCUUUCAGGAAGCCCUGGCCAUCUACCCUCCAUGCGGCAGGCGAAAGAUCAUACUUUCAGAUGAGGGGAAGAUGUAUGGUCGAAACGAGCUGAUAGCUCGCUACAUAAAACUGCGAACGGGGAAGACGCGUACCCGCAAGCAGGUCUCUAGUCACCUGCAGGUCUUGGCCAAAAGAAAGUCUCGUGAGAUUCAGUCUAAGCUGAAGGUACACAGGCUAACUGACUCUGUGAUGCGAGCAGCUUUGUUCUGCAUGUGGCCAAAAUCUGACUGGACACAUGUCAUUAGAUAGAGACAUGCUGGACACAUUGUUUGGUUUUUUAAGCUUCUUUUGGACAUUAUGUCAGAGUUUAUUUUUCCCCUUUUUUAGUUUAGUGGCGAUAUCUAGCGAUUGGUGUUUGUGAGAUUUAGCUGCAUGAACAUAAUGGUUACUAGGUGGUCUUUGAUGCUGUCUAGUGAAUUUUGUUAAUGCUUUACACGUCUUUGUUUACAUGCUGUCCAUGUAGUACUUUGUUAGCAGUGGUUACAACGAAAGCAUGUGUGUGGUGGAACUUUUGAUGCAUGCUGAACAUUUGUAUAGUUCAAGAGGUUUGUGACCUUAGACACGAUUGUUGCAUGAGAAUCUUUUACUGAGGAAUGUGUUUGGCUUCAUUAACAUGCAUUUAUGAGUGCAGACAAGCAAAAACUCAUUCAUGUUCUCUGUACUGAGGCAAAUAGUGAAGACUUGAUACAUUUCAAACCCUCUGUUUCUGUACUUAAACAAUCUUUUACUUCUUUAUAUGUUAUUUUUAUUUCCUUUUCCUUUAACCCUAUCCGGUAUCACAGUAUAUUUGUAUAACGUUGUUGUCGAUACAAAUUAAAAUUUCAUACCAGCUCACUCUGGUGUGAUGGCUAUGUGUGGGUUAGGGUCAGCGCCUCCUGACAGAACAGAAAGGUAGAGAAGGCUUCAAAUGACUCCUAAUCAUAGAUUCAGGUCAUCAUUUUUGUUAAUUUGCAGAAACAAAAAGUCAAAAAGGAGGUCAACCAAUAUGGAUUUUUCAAUGGCUCCAUUUAUUUAUAUUUCUUUAUGGACUGAUGUGAUUCGAAUCGUGUGUGGAACAUUUGUUUAAUAAGUUUGCACUUUAACAGUUCUUUCAUAUAAUUUCUAUGUAAACAGAUGAAUCACUUUUACCAGAGUUUCAGUUCAUCCUUUAACAUUAAGUUUGUUACAGACUUUGGUAUAUCGCUCUGUGUGUAUGCUUGUUGAUAAAGAUCAGCCAUAAUACCAAAUGUCAAAAUAACAUCAAGCUAUAAUUGCAGUGUCUGUUUUCAUGUGUCAUUUUAUAUUUUUUUGUCUGAGAAUCGGCUAUUCUCGACACAACUUCACUAUAAACAUCUGCUGCCUGUGUGGAGUCUCGUCAGCAUGGCUCCGAUUGUGUUCUUUCAGACAACCAAAUGUAUGCUGGUACAAGUGUACCAGACCACGCCCAAAGGUAGAUUCAGGAAAGACGUCAUCAAUGCAUACUGAGUGUUAACACUGGUAUUUAGUCAUCCAAAAUGUGAUCAGAUCACUUUGGACAGCUGCUGGUGCUGCACAGGAACAGGCUCUUAGUGCAAGGGAAGCCUACAGUUCCCUCCCUGUCUAUCACAAAAACCUAACUUACUGUAAAUGUGUAAAACGUAGGGCAAAGACUCUGUCUAUGAAGUUAGGAGUAAUCCGUUUCAGAAAGGGCGAUCUGAAGUUAGUAGAAAAGCUCUUCAGUUAGGUUUUGGUGUUUUAGGAAAGCUCUUCACUUGGAUAUCUUUCUUGUCAUAACUGUUUAACUUUCUCACCUUAUUGAUUUUAUUCACUAUGAGCUACAUCUUUUAGUUUAAUUUCAGAAAUAUUUCUUUUUUGUAUUCAACCCCUACCUUUCCAGUGAAGGAAGUACAUGAGAUGGUGUUUUCCUUUGUUGCCAAACAGUGAAUCUGUCCCCACUUACAUUUUGAAUGUACUAAAUUAAGUUUAUUACAUGUCUUUUUUGCUAUAGGCCAUGAAUUUGGAUCAGGUAUCCAAAGACAAGGCACUCCAGACUGUGGCCAACCUCUCAUCAGCUCAGAUUGUGUCUGCCAGUGUAAUGAAGCCUCAGACUUCCUUCCCUCCACCAGUCAGAUAUUGGCCUGGCCCGGUACCAGGACAACCUGGACAUUCUCAGGACAUCAAGCCCUUUGCACAGCCUCCAUACACCACACUACCAGCCCCUGUUCCACCACCCAUCAGCUAUGAGGCUUUGCCACCCCCCCGGCCUGCAGCCAUAGCUGCUCCCGUCUGGCAGGACAGAACCAUUUCUUCAGCAAAACUACGCCUACUUGAGUUCUCUGCUUUUAUGGAGACCCAAAGAGACCGAGAGAUGCACAAACACCUUUUUGUUCACAUCGGCCCCUCGAACCCAGUCUACAGUGACCCUGUUUUGGAGUCUAUAGAUGUAAGGCAGAUUUACGACAAGUUCUCAGAAAAGAAAGGCGGCCUGAAAGAGCUGUAUGAGAAAGGACCACACAAUGCUUUCUUUCUCGUCAAGUUCUGGGCGGACCUGAGCAGCGAAGUUGAGGAGGGCUCUGAUGCGUUUUACCUAGUGAGCAGCCAGUACAGUGGAACAGAAAAUAUCACCAUCAGUGUGUCUACGAAGGUCUGCUCUUUUGGCAAACAGGUGGUGGAGAAGGUCGAGACAGAGUAUGCCCAUUUAGAAGGAGGAAAGUAUGUUUUCCGCAUCCAUCGCUCACCCAUGUGUGAAUACAUGAUCAACUUCAUCCACAAGCUAAAGCAUCUGCCAGAGAAGUACAUGAUGAACAGCGUGCUGGAGAACUUCACUAUUCUGCAGGUGGUGUCCAACAGAGAAACCCAGGAGACUCUGCUGUGCAUUGCCUUCGUAUUUGAAGUGUCCACGAGCGAACAUGGAGCGCAGUACCACGUUUAUCGACUGGUUAAUAACUAGCAGCAUGAUGUGUGCGUGCACGCAGAGACUCAGAACUCUUCAUACAAACUGCUUAAACACGACUUCCUGCAGAACACUCAGACCCCCACCCCCACCCCCCACUCCUUUGAACACAUUCACUUUUUUUUUUUUUUUUUAAUCAGACCAACCGUCACACUGCAGUCGUACCUGUUUCUCAUUAGAAUCAUAUCAGUGUUGGUUUUGUUUUUUAAAUCAGAAAUGUUUUGUAGUGAAAGACAUUUCAUAUCAGAAAUGCUCCAAACUAUGCUGAAGUUUUCUAUUCUGAUUUAAGCGUCUUAAACCAUUUGAUGCACAUGGUUCAUAGGUAAGACUGGCGUGAGACGAGUUUGAAUAUAAUUUUUCAGAUCAUUUAAUGAGUGUUAUUGUAACCUGCCACCGUGGCUAUUCUACAGUUUAUAGUAUUUUUAAAAGGUACAUAUCCUGUGUUACUAGCCUAGUGAACUAGACCAAAUUCUUGCUUUGCAAAGUUUGGUCUAGGCACGCUCCAUUGGAACCUCCGCAGCUCCUACCAGGACUCUGGCUAGCCAAUCACAGCUCUCUAGAGGGAAGAGCUGUGAUUGGUCCAUAAUGGUGGGCCAAUCAUAGUGCUCUAUCUGCUUAGUGAACAAAUCACAGAGCUUUAUCCGCUUUGUGGGCCAAUCAGGGCACUCUAAAUGCCUGGUGGGUGGGAUGAUGCAACAGAGUGAAACAAGAGUAUGUCACAUUCAUUGUCCAGUGGAAUGCGGAGAUCAUUUGAAAGACAACGGUAGAACCCGCCCCACAACCGAGAGCUGUCAAUGGAGCGUGGCUAGACUAAAUAAUACAUUUAUUUAGUCUGGCUUGCCAGGCUACUGUGUUACAGCUUUGUGUGAAAAUGUGGACUACAUUCAAUUUUUUUAAAUACAAUCAUAAAUUGCAAUGGUCUGCCUCUUCUUAAAAAUAAUGCACUGCAUGUAGAGAUGUGCAUGUUGUAUUUAUUUUAUAACACUAUCAUGGGGUGAAAAAAGUGCAACAUUUUGAGUAUUUGUUGUUUAAAAGAUUUUUAUUGGUGCACUAUGUGAAGAGGAGAAAAAUCUCAAAUGUGCAUUAAAAUAUCGGCUCAUACUUGUUUUUAAACAAAUUCAAAUUUAUGUCAUAGUUUUUAGAGACGUUCUUCAAUACUGUUUGUAUUGUGACUGCUUGAGCUUGCUGGAGUAUUUCUACCUCCACAUGAGUUGAGAUAAGGAUGUGCUUUGAUUCUUAAAGCGGAGAAGCACUGAUGUAUAGGACACUACAUUAGUAAUGGUACUGUUGUUUAUAAACCAAACUGAGAUUAGUAGACAUUUUGUAAGGGUUUUUUGUAUUUUCAUAUCAAGAAAAGUAAACACUAAACAGUGGAUAUUUUGGUUGUUAAAUAUGGUACAAAUUACAUCAUGUCACCCACAAUGCAUUGGGGAACAUUUUUGCCUGAUGACACUACCACAUUAUCCAACUGAUAUGUUUCUGUUUUGUAUUAUUUCUUGUGUUUACUGGUGCACAUGGCUACCAACUUGUCCUUUUUUUUUUAUCUUAUUUGACUCCAACACACCCUCUGCUUAAGGGGUUUGCCUUUAAACUCAAGGAGGAACAUCAUAUCUUUAGACUUGCUUCUGUUUGAAACAAAGCUGUCAUUUAAUCCUUAUGGUGGGGUCCUUCAGAAGUGUUACAUUAUAUCAUUAUUGUAAUUAUCUGUGUACUCUGACUUUGCCUCAAUUGUUUCAGUCAAAUCUACGUGGAAAAUAACAUUUUGUGCCUUUAUGUUUUGCCAAUAACAUCACACAGUGACUGAGAGGAUGUCAUUCUUAAUAAAUUGAUAAAAAGUAAA
Molecule: messenger RNA, 5151 nt
Organism: Nothobranchius furzeri (turquoise killifish)
Lineage: Eukaryota; Metazoa; Chordata; Actinopteri; Cyprinodontiformes; Nothobranchiidae
Source: RefSeq, a predicted model, not a curated record